Molecule: messenger RNA, 750 nt
Organism: Linum trigynum
Lineage: Eukaryota; Viridiplantae; Streptophyta; Magnoliopsida; Malpighiales; Linaceae
Source: the annotation of a GenBank genome assembly
AUGAUCCGCACUCCUUCCCUCCUCCGCCGUCCCUUCUUCUCCUCCUCCUCUUCCCCGCCGCCGCCCAGUUCCUCCUGCAUCCUCCCUCCUCCUUCGCUUCUCCGCCCUCACCUCAUUUCCACUCCAAUCUCUCUCCGCUGCUCCGCCGCUGACUCACGCUCGCCGCCGAAUCGAGAAAUGGCUACAGCUGACAACCAGCAGGAUCCUCGCCUCGCCGGAAUCGCUUCCGCGAUUCGAGUUAUUCCUGACUUCCCCAAAGCAGGAAUUAUGUUUCAGGAUAUAACGACGCUGCUUCUUGACGUGAAGGCGUUCAGGGACACUAUCGACUUGUUCGUCGACCGGUACAAGGACAAAGGCAUCUCCGUCGUCGCUGGUAUUGAAGCAAGGGGGUUCAUAUUUGGCCCUCCAAUUGCAUUGGCCAUUGGCGCGAAGUUUGUCCCGUUGAGGAAGCCCAAGAAGCUACCUGGAGAGGUUAUAUCGGAAGAGUACUCUCUGGAAUAUGGCACAGACAAGAUAGAAAUGCAUGUUGGUGCUGUACAAGCUGGUGAACGUGCACUGAUAGUUGAUGAUCUCAUAGCAACUGGUGGGACAUUGAAUGCUGCAAUCAGGCUCCUAGAGCGUGUUGGGGUUGAAGUUCAUGAGUGCGCUUGUCUCAUGGAGCUGCCUGAGCUGAAGGGUCGUGAUCGUCUGGGAGACAAGCCUUUGUUUGUCCUUGUGCAAUCUUCUGUUGAUGCACAUGAUUAUCAUUAG